UGUCUUAUGACGUUGAAAAUCUUGGUGAUUAAUUAAGGAAUAAGAAUAAUCUUGUUUUUACUCGUGAUAGACCGUUCUAAUAAGUAGUAUGAAUCGUUUGAGAUCGUCCCUCAAUUUCAAGUUUCAUUUUAACUCUUAUGAGUUGCAAGAAUAAUGAGUAUUCGAAAUUUCGAAUGGAAGAUAACAGGUGUAUGUGUAUAAUAAUAAAAUUAUAUAUUUUGAUUCUUACCAUAUCUUCAGAUGUAAAAUAUUUGUCACAUCAUUACUUAAUAGUGAUACCCCAGAUAUUCUUGGUCAUAAAUUCCCGAAGAGUGAAAUUCAACUUUUUCUGAUUUGCAUGUAAAAAAAGCUGUACAGUGACGUACGGGCCAAUUGUAGCAGUUUUGGAUGUCCUGUGUUAACGGUUGAAGUACUGUAGUUUUAAUGGCUGACAUGGAAGCUGUAGUGGCAGUUGCCAUUAGUGUACUUGCUGUAGUAUUUUUGGGAUCUUUGGUAGCAUUGAUUGUAAUGUGUCGGCAGAAAUAUUGCCGCCAGUCAGAUCUCCUAUCUUCUCAUUUUAAUGACAAUAGGCCAGAUAUUCACCUUAUCAAUACGGAUAAUUCCACAAAUGUGGACCUUGAUGAUGUUCGUCUUCACCCCAACAUUGAAAGAAUCAUUGCUGAUGAACAGUGGGUUGAUGAUGCAACUGGAAUUGUCCCACAUUGUCUAGCCAUUCUCAAAAAGUGCCACAAUUUAACUGAAAGACUUGUUGCCAUGACAAUGAGCAGUGUGUCUCACCAAUCACAAAAGAAGUUAUGGGAGAUUAUUGAAGUUGCCAAAAUGAUCAGUCCCAGGGUUGAUGAUGUUGUGAGGUCAAUGUAUCCACCAUUAGAUGCCAGGCUAUUAGAAGCCAGAUGCAGUUCUUUGCUGCUCUCUGUAUCCCACCUUGCUUUGAUGAUGAGAUUUGCAUGUCAUAUUUCAAAAUCUCCACACUGGAUUGAUGAAGCUCUAGCAGACAUGGAAGAGCACCUCCAAGUCCUAAGAGAUGCAGGAUAUGCGGACGACACUGAAGCUCAACUAAUGAAUGGUAACAUCCACACUGGUCAGUCUGGAAACACCAAUAUUGCGUGUUCAGAAGAAGCAUCAAUUUCACUACAGAGUCAUCUUCCAAAACCUUCCACUACAGAACCAGUUUAAAUAUUUAACAUUACCAAGAAAACUGUCAUGUUUGGUUUUCAUGUCUCUCUUUUGAUCAGGAAGCUGCUUCUGUAGUGCUUAGUUAAGCUAGGGAAACUGAAUAAGAUUAUAAAACUUUGUUUCUUAAAAUGUAAUACAGAUGGAUUAUUUUUUUAUUCUUCCACUACAGUUGAACUCAAUUUGAAACCUCAUUAUUCUUAAGACUAAGCUCCUCAGUAUAUACAUCCAAAGAGGCAUUGUUAUUGUUGAAACCAAAAACUAGUUAAUAAACUCCUCAAACCUGUUAGAAAGAAAGUAAUUUGAGCAUUGUCAUAUAUGUAUCAGUAUAAAAUUUGUUGUUCCACUGCUCAUUAAUUGUGACCCUAGUAGUUUUCCUGGUUAUUGAUUUAAUGUGAAUAGUUGUAAAAUAUACAGAAAAGUUGAUUGGGUUACAUAGGAGCUAAAGAUUAUUCUGUGGUACUACACUGAAAUUUCAAAGACAUAAAGGUUUUAUGGUAGUUUACCUAUGAAUUAUGUCAUUGGAAAGUGAACCAAAAAAGUAUACUGAGAAUUAUAAUUGGUCAGAGUGCUAUUGUCAUAAGGCCUUAAGUGUGGCAUGUUAGCAGGUUCUUUAAACAUUCAGCAGUGGUGGCUAGUAAGUGGUGUAGCCUAUAUUACAUCCUAGAAAUUAUAGUUUUUAUAUGAAUCUAGAUGCACUGUUCAGUCACCCCUUUUUUCUCUCUGUCUCUAAAACACACAAUGUUUUUAAAUAUUGCCCCCCACAAAUUCCUACUCCACCAAUAUCCAUUGAUAAUGAUAUUCUAUCAUAUUCAUGUAGUUCAGGCAUUUGCAUGAAACAGCUAAACAUCUAGCUGAAAACAUUAUAUCACAAUUGAGUUUUUAUUUUUAUAAUAUCAUAAUUUUUCAUUUAUGUAAGAGUUUACAAAUGCUUAUUCAGAUUACAUUACCACUGACUACAUUGUUAAUUGUGUGAUUCCUUCAUUCAAACAGUGACCGUUAUGGUGACUGAUAUUUUAUUAGUAGUCUUGGUUUUAUUUGUGAAAGGUUAAAUUAUCUUAUUACACUUUUGUUCUUUUUACAUACGUACUGGUAACUUUUAGACUGUUUGUUUUAAAUCAUGAAUAUGUUAAACUAGUUUUUAAUAUUUAUCAUUCUUCAAAAUAUUUCAGAUAAGUGUUACAAUUAUGUUAUAAAAAGUAUGGUAUACAGCUUUAGCAUCUGACAGAGGUCAUUCUUACAUUGAAGAAAGAAUGUAAUGUUAGCUUUAUAAUCUGUCAGAGAUCAGAGCUACAGAUAAACCAGAAGACUUGUACAGUUCCAACAAAUAUCAAAUGUCAUUAUCACACUACAGA
This is a messenger RNA of Limulus polyphemus (Atlantic horseshoe crab), 2528 nucleotides long. RefSeq names its product transmembrane protein 98-like. Lineage: Eukaryota; Metazoa; Arthropoda; Merostomata; Xiphosura; Limulidae. The transcript is spliced from 6 exons. The coding region runs from base 424 to 1176 and encodes 250 amino acids. Gene Ontology annotation, cellular component: endoplasmic reticulum. The record is from RefSeq and is a predicted model, not a curated record.